AUUUAACUUUAAAAUAAAGGAGUCCCGGAGAUAAGAGAUAUCAUUGAUAUAAAAGCAAGUCUUUAAUAAUCUAGCGUUAGUCGACUAAACGCAGGUGUUCGAUACAGUUCGCUUUAUAUUUGUUAAACAUGAAACGAAACGUAAAAAUGGCAUCUCAGCACUUCCUCGCCCUGGCUCUCUUCGCCACCCUGGCUGUCACUCUUGCCGCCAGUCUUCCCAACGACGUGAUCGCCGGUUCUCGCAUCCCUGGCGAUCGUCUCAUCCAACGUGAGGAGGUCAAGAAAGACGCAAAUUGGGUAGGAAUGAAGGUCACCAUCACCAAGACCUUCGAGGGUGACAAGUACUCGAAAAUCUCGCAGCUCCGUGCCCUCGACCAGCACAGCAACGGACACGGCGCUACCGCUAAGAUCAUUGCUGGAGGUGUUGGCUUCUCUUACGUCACCAUCAAAUUCGAGAGCGAGAGGUUCCGCGGCAUUGACUUCGUCGUCGAGCUUUACGGAAAAUAGAGACUGUCUACUAUUGUGUGAAUUGAUAAGCAGCGAUAGAUCUACAUGGGCUGUUGGUUAAUAAUGGAUGGUUGUGCGAGGGAGAUUAUAUUAUAAAGAUUCGUAAUUUAUUUUUGUUAUUCUUCUUAUUUCUACUACCAAAACUGUACAGUAUGUUCGAUUGAGUUUGAAGAGUGCAUUACGAUUAAAAUUUACUAGAGCAAAUGAUAAAUAUAUUAAAAUUCGAAUCAGUCGUGAUUCGAGUGUGUUUUAUGCGAAUGACAUCACGAGACAAACGUUUUCCUGCAAAAAAUUAUGCAUUCUCGAAAAAUUCGCUUUCGCGAAAUCUCUCGCAUAAACUAAAUAAUAUAUUCCCAUAUGUCGACAUGUAUUUAGAGAUAACAGUGUUGUCAGUGUAAUCUGCGCAGGUAGUUUACCCGCCACGUUGUUAUCUUGUUUGCUAAUCUCAUUUGUGUUUCUAAGAAGUAGGCUAUUGAGAUAAUCGAAGAUUCUAUCGUUUCCUAAACUAUAUACCUCUUCUUCUCUCUCGCGCGGGAGCGAUCAAUUAAAAUCGCGCCUUAAUUAAUGAAAAGCGAGAGGGGAAAAAAGCGAGCGUUGCGCAAGCCGAUUGAGUCUAGACCUCGUGCACUGCUGCUUCUGCUUCAUGAAAGCGCCAGCUGUUCGACAGAUAAUACGGGCCACUGUGUGUAUGCCCAGGCGACGUGUGUACUUGAAGAUGUUGUACAUUGUCGCAGUGCUGAAGUAUCGAGGCUAACGAGACGCGAGAAAUAUGUGGAGCGAAAAAACUGUUCGAGAAAGAUGAUUAUUGAUAUUGAGAUAUUUCUAAUUUAUUUUUAUUACGAAGGUCAUUUUUGUGUCUUACAUGAAAAAUUUGUACAUUAAACGUCGGGUACUUCCCC
Molecule: messenger RNA, 1405 nt
Organism: Nasonia vitripennis (jewel wasp)
Lineage: Eukaryota; Metazoa; Arthropoda; Insecta; Hymenoptera; Pteromalidae
Product: probable salivary secreted peptide
Exons: 2
Coding region: 129-506 (125 amino acids)
Source: RefSeq, a predicted model, not a curated record